AUGUUUAAUUUUUUAAGAAAAACUUUGAUAGGCGAUAGUUCAUCGAGAAAUCGAGAUAACGAUCUCGGUAGUUUCGGGCAACGGUACGAUGCCGAAAGCUAUACGCGGGCGGAUGAAGACCCACCCGUUUCUAAUUUUGUUUUUAAUAACUUAAAAGAAAUAAUGGACAUGGAAAACAAUAUGUACGAAGAACUGUCACAAUACGGACGCACACAUCGACGAGAUAGUUCCGAAAACGUUAUCGAGCCGUAUAACAAUAAUAUAUUAUAUAAAGACGGUUCGGAAAACACGAUCUGUUCAAACUCUUCGUCUUUUAUAUAUCAAAAACGCGCUAUCGUAACUCCUCAAAAACACGUGAUCGGCACAACGACUCUCACCGCCAACACCACCGAUUCUACUACCGACGUCAAAAAUGCGACGGAUUCGAAAUCUUUUAGACCGCGGCAAUAUCCGGAAACGCUACCGGUCAUGGAGUUUAAACCCGUGGAUCGUAAUGAAUGCGAGCUAAACGUCCGACAUUGGCUGCGGUUUAUAUUCGGGACGGCUCGAUCGUUUAACGAUAUAAAAAAAUUUAUGACCUCGACCGUCAACGGCCCGGUUACUAUGAACGAAUAUAAAUAUUUGACGAUGAUCGACCGGGUCUUGAAUCACGGUACGCGUUUCGGUUUGUGUAUUUACGACGUACCGUCAGUAAACCGAAAAAUAGAACGUCGGGUGUGGUUCGACAUAAGUGAUUUUAAAAUUAUUGUUAUGUCUACUGCGUACGGGCGAGACGAACGUAGACCGGCGCCAGACGGACACGGGUGUGGCGGCGCCAUCGAGGAUAUCGAAUCGGUUUUGGAAUCCGACGCGUUUUUACGGACAUGCGAUACGAUAGUGGACACAUUUUCUACGACCCUCGCGUGCGGUAAAUCGUCGGUAAUUCCAGAUUUGAUUUUUAGAUAUAAAACUAGUGUCUCGGGAUCCGACGGUUUCGAUAACUGUAGACCCGUUGCGGACGACGGCGGUGGCGGUGACGAUUAUUUAUCUGGUUCCAUGAUUAUACGCAUAUAUAUGAAAACCGUCUCGGCGACAUGUGUCCCGGAGUCGGACGUUUUGUUGUCGCCGGACGCCGACGGGGAAAUAAAAUAUUUGAGAGCGCGUGUUGUUAAAAAUUUUGUAGACAUCGACAAAGAAAUGCGUUUGGACCUGUUGCGCGUAUCGUUAUUGUUACAUUUGUCGGCCAUAAGAAUAAAAAACCGAAUAGUCACGUGUGAAACAGAAAACAAAAAUCUUAAUUAUAAACAAUAUAUAUAUAUACUAUAA
This is a messenger RNA of Macrosiphum euphorbiae (potato aphid), 1305 nucleotides long. Lineage: Eukaryota; Metazoa; Arthropoda; Insecta; Hemiptera; Aphididae. The record is from the annotation of a GenBank genome assembly.